GAAAAGCUUUCUUUAUUGUCCAUUAAACUGGCGAGUUAAGCAGUCCUGUUUUAAACCUCUGAUUAUUGUGGCGGAAUAAAGGUAACACAGUGAAUAUAAAUUAUAUAGACAAGCAUUUUAAAUAUUAAUGAAAGAACAGGGUAUAUGAUGAACAGUACUCUCCAAUCAAUAUAAUGAUGAAUAUGAUGUUAACAGCUUGGAAAGAUAUGUUUUCAUUACAGCAAUAUGCUAUUUCCAGCCUGUAAUUAAGUUAAUGAUGAACUUGUGCACCAGUGUAAUGGAGAACAAAUGGUAUGCAUUUAGGUGAGUGGGUAUAGGAGGGAGAGAGAUGACUUCUGUGUUGAUAGAGCUAAGUACUCGCACCGUACCUGUCAUGUGAUAGGUAUAGUGUAUGUAUUGAUGGUACGACUACUGUAUAUACUGAUACUUUGUUACGGAACGAUCGUGAACUCCUGCAGUGCCUAUAGAUUUGUACUUGGGAUAUAUGAUAAUUUUCAGGGCUUGAUUAUAAAGUGCAGUAAACUGGUAGCCACCUCCUUGCCGCUCCAUGCAUUGGAAGCCCCCAUUUUGAACUUGAGCAAUCGUAAAAUGAGUAGUUCAAACUCCAAUUCCCUUGUGACUUACAGAAACUUAGGAAAGUCGGGUCUUCGCGUUUCAUCAGUCGGACUUGGGACAUGGGUGACAUUUGGUGGACAAGUUACAGAUGAGGUGUCUGAGGAAAUAUUGACGUUGGCGUAUGAAAGCGGAAUAAACUUCUUUGACACUGCUGAAGUUUAUGCUGCAGGAAACAAAAGCGACAACCCAGAUUUACCUCCCUCUGCUUACGAGGCUAUAGAGGAAACUAGCCAAGGAGCAGAAAUUACCUUGGGGAAGAUUCUGAAGAAAAAAGCGUGGAGAAGAUCAAGCUACAUCAUCUCCACCAAACUGUACUGGGGCGGAAAGGCUGAAACAGAGAGGGGGUUAUCCAGGAAACAUAUCAUUGAAGGACUGAAGGGGUCCUUAGAGAGGCUACAAUUGGACUAUGUAGAUAUUGUGUUUGCUAAUAAACCUGAUCCACACACUCCUAUGGAAGAGAUAGUUAGGGCUUUUACAUUUGUAAUCAAUCAAGGCUGGGCAAUGUAUUGGGGAACUUCGAGGUGGUCUCCUACAGAAAUUAUGGAGGCCUACUCGGUGGCUAGACAGUUUAAUCUUAUUCCUGCCAUUGCUGAACAAGCAGAAUAUCACUUAUUUCAACGAGAAAAAGUGGAAGUAGCCAUGCCAGAAUUAUACCACAAAUUAGGUGUUGGCACGAUAAGUUGGUCCCCUUUAUCUGGAGGUGUUCUGACAGGAAAAUAUGACGACGGUGUGCCUAUUUAUUCUAGGGCAGCUCUCAAGGGAUAUGUCUGGUUAAAAGACAAAAUUUUAAGUGAAGAUGGCAGACGCCAACAAGCCAAACUUCGUGAGGCAGCAGUGAUAGCAGAUAGAAUUGGGUGUUCCAUUACACAAUUGGCCAUUGCGUGGUGUUUGAAAAAUGAGAAUGUGAACAGUGUCUUAUUAGGGGCCUCCACAGUAGAUCAGCUGUACACAAACAUUCAGGCAUUACAGUGGGUUCCAAAACUGACUCCAUCAGUUAUGGCUGAGCUGGACAAGAUUCUGGGUAACAAACCAGGAGGAAAGAAAGAUGGAUUUAACAGGUCAUCCAGACGCUCCCUUCAGAGUACUCAACCUAAAACAUAACUCUCUCCUGUGGCUAUUCCACAUUUGUUCUGUCAGACCUGUGGGUAGUAUUCUACAUUGCCCUGUCAAGAAUGCACAAUUUAGAUAUAGUUGUCAUGAUGGUUAGGCCAAAAAUAAAUGUGUAGUGUUCUCAUUCAAGAGGGUAUGUUGGAGAAAGCCUGUUUCAUCCAGUGAUCAUUCGUCUGUUGAUUUGUUAAUCCUCAAUAUUGUUAAAGUUAUGGAUCUUGUUAUUCUUCUCUGCCUUUAAUGAACGAUGGUCGAGAAAUGCAAUUUUGUGGAAAUCAAAGUUAUGUGAUCUCUGCUCAGCUGCCUCAGUAGACGAAACAUUUAGUCAAAAGAACCAAAGACUGUUUUAAUUUUUUUUUUUAAAGAUAUUUUAAGUUAUUUUUUGUUAUUUUAUACAAUGCCAUAUUGUAUUUGCUUAUUCGCUAUAUAUAUAUGAAACCCCAAUACAAAUAAGUAUCCCUGACUUAUCUUGAAUUGUGAAAUAUGAUAAGUGUGUUCUUGUUUCAUUCACUAGAAUGCAUGUACUAGUAUGUCAACAAUUUUAUUAUGAAAUUUAUAAAAGUAUGUAUGAUGUAUUUUGUUUCAUUAUCUUCCAAAUUAUAAAGUCAAAAUGAAAACCAUGCAAGUCCCUAACAUUUAACAAUACCAAAUCUCUCCCCCACCCCACCCCCCAAUGUUAUGAGGACCUGGGACACUUAUUGGGGUGAAUUCAGUAAUAAAGAUACAACAUUCUUUUGCAUUUUUGGUUUUUGUUUGUAAAUGUUAUUCGUUGGACUGAUUUACUCUUGUGCAUUUGAUAUAUGUGUAUUGUAUCAUACAACUGCUAAUAUGUUUUUCAGUAGGGUUAAAUCAAAUUGGUGCCAAAUUAUUCACUAAGUACAAUGUAUCUACUUAUAUUCAAUUAUUUCUCUGUUAUCUCAAAAUCAAAUGGACGAAGGAUUCAAACUGUAUGCAUAUAUUAUUAUGAUUACAUAUUUUGUAUCACAUGAAAGUACGUAUUUUAAAACAUCCAUUUUUGCAUUAAUCUUGAGAGAUAUCAGUGAAACAUUCAUCUGUAUACUGUAAGAGAAGCAAAAAUGUUUGAAAUCUCUUUAUAUUAAAUAUAGCUAGUCAUUAUUUUUUGUGAUAAAUGUUCCCAAAUAUUUUCAUGAAAUGAUCGAAUCUGAAACUUUACAGGUACAAAUUAACAAUGCUGCACUGCAGUUGUAGGAAUAAGAUCAUGUAGAAAUUAAGCUCUAGUAGACAGUUUUGAUGUUUUAUUUUUUGAGGUAGCUUCAUCAUAUGUUAUUGUAAAAUCUUUUUAAAUGUGCAUGAUAUAAUUUUUUUUGCAGGGAAUUUGUUAACUAGGUACAAUAAAAAACAUUAAACUAUUUGAUACUGAAAAAGUAUAUAUUUUGUAUAGUUAAUGAAUUUUUUAUAUUUAAAAGAUGCUGUCAAGAGCAAUAACUCAUAUGCUGGUAUUUAUUGUAUUCUGAUUUAUACAAUGAUUUCCUGGAUAUCCAUCAUUAAUUCAGAUAUAUUUAUAAAGUACCAAUUUUUUAAAAACUGUUUGAAUUUAAAUUUUAGCAUUUUAACCAGUUUUUAUGUACUUUCUAUUAUGCUGUUUAAUGAAAAUAUGCGAUUUUAAAGGUUGAUGUCUGACAUCUUUGAAGAGGUGGCAACAUUUACAUUCUCUUUGGUUAUUGAUUGAAUUAAACAUUUUUUAUGGAAAUUAAUACAGUUUUCUACUUUGAAUACAUAAUGAUGUAAAGUUAAGUGAAAGUGGAGUUACCUUAAUUAUCAAUUACUGAAAUUAUUGUUAGAGAGCAGAAAAUAUUAUUAGUUCAUAAUUAAUAGGAACAUUUUUACUAACAUUGAUUGAUGCAACUGGGUGAAAGUUGAAAACAUGCAUAACUGUGAUAAAGCAUGCACUCGUAUUAGUGCCAAUGACUUGUUAGUUUUUUUAACUUUGACAAAUAAAUGAAUAGAUGACAAACAAAUAAAUGAAUACUUAUCAAGUUGUACAUGCAUAUUCUAGGUUUUAGUUAUAUAAUGAAAUAACUAUUAACGUUAUAUUGGCAGUUGUUGGGUGUAGAAAUGCUCUCACAGCCCCCUGCAAUUUUAUGCUAACUUGUGCGGAUAUGAAUUUAGUGCAUCCCUUUUGUCACUGUAGAAAUUUGAGACAUUUUUAUGCCCAUUGUAUCAUAAUACAAAAAUGAUUUAGAAUCAACAGGAUCUUAUCUUACCAAAUAUUUUGUCUUAUUGCUUUGAAUUUUUAUUACCAUUGCACUGCCAAUUGUGAACAAGUUAUUUUUAAACUAACACAUUGUUCCAAGUCAUUUUAUGUCGCCAUUUCUUCCUCCAUGACAUUCCCAUUUCUGUCACUUUUAUGUUUUAAAGUGUUUAGGGUCCCCGUGUGAAUCAAAAUGACUGAUUUGGUUUGAAUAACAAAAAACUCAAUCUUUUUAUGAUGCAAGAAAUUGAGAUCAAUAGAGAAAGUAUGUGUAUAUUAUUACAUAGACAUGUUUGAUGCAAGACUGUGGAAUAUGCAAUCAAAUAUAGGUCAGUUCAAAAUUAUAUUCAUUUUGUUCUGGUAAAAUCUGGAGUACAAAUAGUCUAUUGCAAUAUUCAAAUUAUGGUAGAUUUUUUUUUCCUUCUGCACAAUGAUGUCACACAAUUAAACCAUACUGUGCACUUUCAUAUGUAUUGUAACAACUUAAUGGUGUAGUUUGUUAAUAGUCUGUCAUUGUAUAUUUAUUGUCUGUGAUAUGAAUUUACAAUUAGAAUGAUAAUGAAUUUCAAUAUGAUAUACUAUAUAUUGCAGACUGUGAAUUCACUAAUUAAUUUUGACUGUUUUUACGGUCCAGAUUUACUAUUUACAGCCUCCAUGAACUCGGGAAAGUAGACUCCUUUAAUGGAUGACCGGUCCUCAAACCUGAAAUAACAUUUUUUGCAUUCCAGAGAUUGUAAAAUUAAGAUGCAAUGGAUGUGCUCUAUCAAACUACUCAAAUUUAACCCCACAAAAAUAUGUUAUUCCACAAAUGUUAUUAGAAAUUUGAAUCCAUUUGGAUAUAUAUAUAUAUGCACAUGCUUGAUUUUUUUAAAAAUUGAUUUCAAUGAAUUGAAACAUUUUCGUUUAAAACAAUUAUUUAAUGUAAGAUUAAGUGAUGAUGUGUUUGGAACUGUACAACCACCUCCAGUCUGUGCACUAGUAUGGUGCCACUACAUCAAUCUGACUAAAGUACAGACCUAUGUUAUAUAUCUGUAUAUAUAAUAUAUAAUAUAGGUCUGUACUUUAGUCAGAUUGCCACUACAUAUCAGUUUUAACUUGUGUCAAUCUUCAUUACUAGUGUAGCCACUUUUUCAUUUUUUUUUAUUGGUUGAUCUUAAAAUAUUUUAAUAAAGUUAUGGUAUAAAA
This is a messenger RNA of Ostrea edulis (European flat oyster), 5119 nucleotides long. RefSeq names its product voltage-gated potassium channel subunit beta-2-like. Gene Ontology annotation, cellular component: membrane; voltage-gated potassium channel complex; cytoplasm. Gene Ontology annotation, molecular function: potassium channel regulator activity; transmembrane transporter binding; voltage-gated potassium channel activity. The coding region runs from base 400 to 1716 and encodes 438 amino acids. The transcript is spliced from 16 exons. NCBI's taxonomy places the organism in Eukaryota, Metazoa, Mollusca, Bivalvia, Ostreida, Ostreidae. The record is from RefSeq and is a predicted model, not a curated record. Gene Ontology annotation, biological process: transmembrane transport; potassium ion transport; regulation of potassium ion transmembrane transport.